CCACUUCUCUUGACUUCAUCCCCUUGGUGAACUGGGAUUCCCUCCAUCACAGAAGAUGUCUUACUGCCCACCACAGGACUGUAUUCCCGAUAUAUGCCCACGUCCAUACAUUGACGUCUGCAACGAGCCGUGUAUCUCAUCAUGUGGAGAUUCGACUGCAGUGGUCUUUGCGCCACCAGUUGUUGUGAGAUUCCCGGGACCAACUAUGGCUACUUGUCCUCAAGACAGCUUCGUAGGAAGCUCCUUACCAAAUAUGCCAAUUAGAGCUGGGGCCUCAUAUGGUUCCGGUGGAGGUUUCAGUGGCUCAAUCACUUCUGGGGGUAGUUACGGUGGUGGUUUGGGAGGAGGUUACAGUGGAGGCUAUGGGGGAGGUAGCAGUAUUGUUUAUGGGGGUGGAGCCGGGGGUGGUUAUGGCGGAGGAGCUGGGGGUGGUUAUGGGGCUGGUUAUGGAGGCUCAUAUGGUUGUGGGGGCUCACGUGGUUAUAUCAGGAAGUCAUAUCGUAGCAUUUCUGGGGGAGGAUAUUCUGGAUUCAACCGUGGGAACUGUGGGCCAUGUUAAACCCAGAAAAACCAUCCAUGGAAUGAGAAACAAUCAGGGGAUGACAAGAUAGAGAUUCACCACGGAUCUAAUGGACAAUGAUGCCUACAACUCUACUUGCAGACUGUGGGUGUUUGUCACCUCUGUAAAUCAGGCCUAUCUGUGUCUUCCACUUGUUACAUAUUAUUGUAGGUUUAUGAUCUAAUGGUUUUGCAGCUUACUCUUAUGCUCCUAUUGUGCUUUGUCCUAUUUGACGUUGAACUGGCUAAAACAAGUCACUUGGCUGAAAAAGGGACAUGAUUUUCAAACUCAACAGCUUCAAGACAGAAAGCAGAUCAUCUUGUGUGAAAAGCCUCACUUUGGAGCGGGUGAUUGGUUCUUGCUUGUAUUGUACCCCUGAAAAUACAUUCUUUGUACUCUGCAUUAAUUCAUUCUACAAGUGUGUACUCCACUGCUCAUUCCCAUUAAAAAUUAUUCUGCAUCAUA
Messenger RNA from Chrysemys picta bellii (western painted turtle), 1024 nucleotides. Its product is annotated as scale keratin-like. Gene Ontology annotation, molecular function: structural constituent of cytoskeleton. The record is from RefSeq and is a predicted model, not a curated record. Gene Ontology annotation, cellular component: intermediate filament. NCBI's taxonomy places the organism in Eukaryota, Metazoa, Chordata, Testudines, Emydidae.